Molecule: messenger RNA, 1836 nt
Organism: Sphaerodactylus townsendi
Lineage: Eukaryota; Metazoa; Chordata; Lepidosauria; Squamata; Sphaerodactylidae
Gene: MAFK
Product: MAF bZIP transcription factor K
Exons: 5
Coding region: 237-818 (193 amino acids)
Biological process (GO): regulation of transcription by RNA polymerase II
Cellular component (GO): nucleus
Molecular function (GO): RNA polymerase II cis-regulatory region sequence-specific DNA binding; DNA-binding transcription factor activity, RNA polymerase II-specific
Source: RefSeq, a predicted model, not a curated record
GGAGAAGAGCCCGCCCGCUUCAGGUUUCCUCGCAGAAACACCGAGCGCGCUCCCGCCGCGCCUGAGUAAACAUCUGGUGACUCACUGCACAGCUAUGGCACGGACAGAUCGCAUGCUCCCCCUGCCAGCAAGCGUCCAGCGGAGCUGCUUCCCAGCCACCCCACCUUCAUGCCCAGUCCAGAAACUCUUCGGAGGCGCAGCGAGGGAGCCCCGAGGGCGCCCCACGCCGACCAGCCAUGAGGGCAGGCGAGAAGAGUGGCAGAGGAAUGCCCGAGGGUCUGGGCCCAGCUCUGCACGUUCAAGUCGCGAUUUCUGAGCAAUUCUGUCCAGGAGACUGCGCCCAGGUUAUGACGGCGAAUCCCAAACCGAACAAAACAUUAAAGGUUAAGGAGGAGUCGGGAGAGAACGCCCCGGUGCUGACCGACGAUGAACUCGUGUCGAUGUCAGUGCGGGAGCUGAACCAGCACCUGCGGGGCCUCACGAAAGAGGAGGUGAUCCGCCUGAAGCAGCGGCGGCGCACACUCAAGAACCGGGGCUAUGCCGCCAGCUGCCGGAUCAAGCGGGUGACCCAGAAGGAGGAGCUGGAGCGGCAGCGCGUCGAGCUGCAGCAAGAGGUGGAGAAGCUCGCCCGGGAGAACAGCAGCAUGAAGGUCGAGCUGGAUUCCCUCCGCUCGAAGUACGAGGCGCUGCAGACCUUCGCUCGCACGGUGGCCCGGGGCCCGAUCACGCCGGCCAGAGUCGCCACCACUAGCGUCAUCACCAUUGUGAAGUCAGCGGAAAUUUCGUCCUGUUCGGUGCCGUUUUCGGCAGCGUCCUAGUGUUCGGCUUUUGGGGCUGGAGGUUCGGAUGCCAUCCGCCCCAGAAGAACCUGCUUCCUUCAAGGAUCACUGUCCUGGAAUCCUGCUUUUCCAAAACCAAGAGUGGAAUGCUUGUAAUGGAGGAAAACUGUGGAUGUAGAAUUUUGUGAACCCUUUUUGGCCAAGAUUGGAGUCCCCAGUUCGUUGUUGUCGAGAAGUCUCGCUCAACUCUUCCAUGCAAGUUCUUCGAAGGAGACAACGCCGGAGUAUCCUCUGGAGCAUUUUUUAAUAAAACUAAGCCACCAAACAAACGCAUUGGCGGACCCAGUGGGCAACAUAAAUGAACAAAGAUGGCAUCUUUCUCCUUUGGGAAAAUAUAACAAUAAGCGUGUCCCUUUGCUUCCAUCUGUGGGUGGGUAUGGUCGGCUCUGGAGCAGUUUGCUCUCCGAAUGUUGGUAGGGCCGGCCUGCCUUUGUCUGUCAAAUUCCAGAAACCCUUCAUGGGUUAAUGCCCACCUUGUUUACCGAGCGCUGUGUGUUUUGUUAUGUGGUCCAGCAAAAAAUGGAAGGGCCUCUCUGGUGCAAAACCUGCUGUCUGCUGCUUCCCCAUUACACACCUGUGAAGUGGGUAUCUUUUGUGUAGUCUUAACUGCUUCCAAAACGACACCAGCUUUUGAAAUCCCAAGCUCCACAGUGCUGCAGAGGAGAUUAAACGGGAGGCUCUCAAGAAAGGUGGGAAGUGGGUGGCAGUGGGUGGGUGAAGUACUGAAAUUCAGGAAUGGGGGACGGUUAAGUGGGCUUUAGUGUGGUAGGUCGUGCUCAGACAUGGUGUGUUUUAAGGGCUUCAAAAAUGUAAAUACGAAUGAAAUUGGGAAGCUGUAAGAAUGCGGUAGGAAGGACAUGCGGUUUGGUGUCAUAUUUGGAUUUGUGAACUGUGGUUUCCAUUUUGCUAGCAAGCCGUAGUUUGUGCCUCGUUUGGACUUUACAAGAUCACCUUACGGUGUUCUUUAACUGUAGGAGCAGCAGUGGCGUAGGAGGUU